CCCUGCUAGUGAAAAUUGUUCAUUGUUCAGUCAUUAGGGUUUAGGUCUCCCCUCUCUGCAAGUGCGAACUACGACACUCUCCUCUCCGUGCAAUCGUUCAUUGAUUUUGGCAGCCAUGGCGAGCACCAAAGUUCAGAGGGUUAUGACUCAGCCCAUUAACUUGAUUUUCCGGUUCCUUCAAAGCAAAGCGCGCAUUCAGAUUUGGCUCUUUGAGCAAAAGGAUUUGAGGAUUGAAGGUCGAAUCAUUGGUUUUGAUGAAUACAUGAAUUUGGUUCUGGAUGAUGCUGAAGAAGUAAACGUCAAGAAAAAGAGCAGAAAGACAUUAGGGAGGAUCCUUCUUAAAGGAGACAACAUAACCUUAAUGAUGAACACGGGAAAAUGAUGAUGAGCACUUUCGGGUAGUUGUAAACUGUAUGUCAUAUUCAACAAGGAGGCAGAUUUAUCUUUCCCUCUUCAGUUUUAUUACUCUUUCUGGUUAACAUUUUGAAUAUGAUGUGUGAGAAACAUUAUGAUGUAUGACAGUAUGGAUAUUUCGUGCACUAGAUAAAUUCUUAGUUGAGCAGAUUAACAUGGUUUGUUGGUCUGCAUAAUUCUGCCUUCUUUUGGUCUGUAUAAAUAUCCAGAUUCCAGCAUCGAAACUAACUAUAUUAUGAUUCCAAAAAGUAUAACAUUAUAACCUUUUGCCCAUUCAUUGACU
Gastrolobium bilobum is the source of this 697-nucleotide messenger RNA. RefSeq lists its product as uncharacterized. Gene Ontology annotation, cellular component: U5 snRNP; precatalytic spliceosome; U4/U6 x U5 tri-snRNP complex. The transcript is spliced from 6 exons. The record is from RefSeq and is a predicted model, not a curated record. Bases 116 to 382 code for a protein of 88 amino acids. Gene Ontology annotation, biological process: spliceosomal snRNP assembly; mRNA splicing, via spliceosome. Gene Ontology annotation, molecular function: RNA binding. Lineage: Eukaryota; Viridiplantae; Streptophyta; Magnoliopsida; Fabales; Fabaceae.